Messenger RNA from Helicoverpa zea (corn earworm), 684 nucleotides. RefSeq lists its product as uncharacterized. The transcript is spliced from 5 exons. NCBI's taxonomy places the organism in Eukaryota, Metazoa, Arthropoda, Insecta, Lepidoptera, Noctuidae. The record is from RefSeq and is a predicted model, not a curated record. Bases 1 to 630 code for a protein of 209 amino acids.
AUGGCGCGUAUUGACUUUGAGUCAGGCUACGUAGAAAUGCCAAAGGACUUGUACCAAGCGCACCUGAGACCUGGCGUCAUCUUCAGGAUCCACAUGUCUGAAGCUGUCCUCAAAAUGCAGUACCGAAAUUACGGAGAAGACAAGGACGAGUCAGUGAUUGAAGCGGACGUGGAGUACCUCCGACUGACGAGGAAGGUCAUCAACGAUGAGAUCACCAAGUUUGAGGACCUGCAGUGGCUGAUCGGGUGGUUCCAUAACAGAACCGAUCUGAUACAGGAGCACAUGUGUAAUACUAGGUAUUUUACUGUGGGAACUCCCCCAACGAUGUUCACGCACUCCGAAGAGUAUAUGAAGCGACUCUGCCUGUUCGACGGCAUCUACAUAGACCAUAUACCGUACGUUGUGGGCGAGGAUAGCUCUCUGAUGGCGGCUGUCGCACCUCCCGUGUUGCACUGUGACGCCGCUACCUGCACUUCUGUGCCUUUUAUUGAUAGCGUGAUGUUCGACGAGCGUCUAGCGCGAACGAAUGUGCGCACGUUGACGCGUUGUCAAGCGUCUUGCCGCGCUCACUGCCGCAACGAUCCGGACUGUCUGAAGCGGUGUUCUGAUAGGUGUCUGCGAGCUGAUUAGACUUCAGACCAGUUGAAGUUAUAAGAAAUAUAAAUAAACGUAUUGAUUAAAGUA